Molecule: messenger RNA, 1521 nt
Organism: Eufriesea mexicana
Lineage: Eukaryota; Metazoa; Arthropoda; Insecta; Hymenoptera; Apidae
Product: venom acid phosphatase Acph-1
Exons: 7
Coding region: 286-1521 (411 amino acids)
Biological process (GO): dephosphorylation
Molecular function (GO): phosphatase activity
Source: RefSeq, a predicted model, not a curated record
GACACAUCGAGAAAUACUUUAUCUGAUCGCUAUCAUCACACCAGAGGAGCAGACACUGCGAUGCGGUUACCAUGGAAAGUUAGAACAAGUGUCAGCAUCAUUACUAUAUCGCGGUAACUACGAAAACAUCGUCUGGUAAAUAGCUGUAAACAUACCGGUGAAUAACUCCUCAGUCGUUCGUCAGUCCAGUAAUUGUGCAACUGUGUAAGGAAGCAAAGAAUGUCAUAUUAUUGACGAAAGACUAGAAGGGUUUAUAUAGUGGAACGGAAACAAAAAGAACUAAAAAUGAAAGUGAUGGUGUCCAUUUUGAGCCUGCUAUAUAUAUCAACGGUACCUGUUGAAUGUACACCAGAAUUGCAAUUAGUACAGAUAGUAUUUGCACAUAAAACGUACGCGCCAAUUUUAGAUCUAAUAAACAGUAAUGAUACCAAUUUACCUGAUAAUUUAACAUACGAAUAUUUCAACUCUGCUCCACUAAAUAUGCCAAACACCAGUAUGCUUAAUAUGUAUAACUUGGGGGUCCAUUUUCGUGAGGUAUACGAUGAAUUUCUGGGUGAUAUUUUCACAAUCGAGACGAUGAAAAUGCAAACAGCCGAAUAUCCGUUAUCGAUGAUAUCUGGUCAAUUAGUGAAUUCAGGUCUGUGGCCUCCAGCAGAAACUCAAAAAUGGAGCACCGAUAUAAACUGGCAGCCGAUACCUACAGAUUACGUGUACACAAAAAAGGACGCUUUGUUACUCGGAAUACAAUGUCCAAGCUUCCUUCUAGAAAUGGAGAAGGUGUUGAAUAUGGAUGAAGUGCAGGAAAAAUUAUCGCAUUAUUCAACGUUAUUCGAUCACGUGUCUCAAAAUACUGGUGUGAAAAUUCAAUAUCCGUCGGAAAUGGCUCUAUUAUAUGCCGUUCUCGAAACGAAAGCUGAUUUGAACCAAUCACUUCCAUAUUGGGCAAAAGAUAUAUUUCCUGAUGGAGGAAUGUACAAUGUGUCGUUGUUACAGUACGAUCUUCUUUGGCAAACUGAACUGCAAAAGCAAUUAAAUGGAGGAACGAUACUUAAAGAAAUUUUAGCAAAUUCGAUUAUGUACAUCCAAGGAGACAUACCUAAACAACGGAAGCUUAUGAUAUACAGUGGUAACGAAAGAAAUAUCGUUGGAAUUUUAAGAGCUUUGAACUUAUGGUCGCCACAUAUCCCUCAUGAGGGAGCAUCUGUAAUUUUUGAACUGUAUUUUGACAAUGAAACGAUAAGCCAUGGGAUAAAGAUUAAUUACUACACGGGAGUAGAUGAUACCACUGUUCCAUUGAAAAUAUCGAAUUGCACAGAAAUCUGUCCAGUUAGAACAUUUCUGCAUUCAGUAUUUGACUUAUUACCGCAAAAUGAAGAACGAUUAUGUAACUGGGAAAAGAUUGAUCUUUUCUCUAAUAUGCAUGUAAUACUAAAUGAUACUAUUUAUAGUAGAUCUGUAUCGCAUACAUUGGAAAUUAUUGUACUUUCUCUUACGUCGAUAAUUAUUUUAUUCGUUCAGUAA